Messenger RNA from Marasmius oreades (fairy-ring Marasmius), 1144 nucleotides. RefSeq lists its product as uncharacterized. The transcript is spliced from 5 exons. The record is from RefSeq and is a predicted model, not a curated record. Bases 35 to 1144 code for a protein of 369 amino acids. NCBI's taxonomy places the organism in Eukaryota, Fungi, Basidiomycota, Agaricomycetes, Agaricales, Marasmiaceae.
GGGGAGCAAGUGAUUAGUCAAAUCAACCACCACCAUGCCCAACCCACCCAUUCCAGAGCAUCCUGAAAAGACUAUCUGCCAAAAUUUCGGAUGCGGAAACGAAGGAACUAAGAUCUGCACACGCUGCAAAGAGGCAUCUCCUCGUACGAUGUAUUGCAGUGAACUGUGCCAGCAACAGGAUUGGAAGUUUCAUAAGAAAUUUUGCGGAAAGAAAGCAUACACCUUCGAGAUCGAGCUCCUGGGGUCGUGCGACCCUGUUAUUACACGAACUGUGGACGUCCCUGCAUGGUACACCUUCCAAUGGUUCCAUUUCGUCAUUCAGUAUGCUUUUGGUCCGUGGCAGCAAUGUCACUUGCAUGAAUUUUCGUAUUCUGCAUCAGAGCCGAAUCGAACUGGCAUGAUUUCGUUGGAUCCUCCUGAACGAACUGUUCUGAGGAUUGUGGCUGAGGACGAAAGUGCGGAGGAUAUGUAUAUGAGGGGACGAUAUGUGCAUGAGAAUCAGGUGAAGCUUUGUGAUGUUUAUGAUAUCAAUGGGAGGUAUCGCGGGUUGGUGGACGCUCCGGAUGGUGGGGUGUUGCCGUUGGAGUAUCUUUAUGAUUUUGGUGACAAUUGGGAGCAUCUUAUCACUUUCAAGGGAGAGAAGAUGGCAACGGCUGACCGACCAUUAUUUUCAAAGGCUGUUGGGUAUCCCCCAGCAGAGGACGCCGGUGGCGUAUAUGGAUGGGAAGAGGUGAAGAGCGCAUUCGCGGCUGAACAUCCUACGGCAAACCAACUUGAAAGGCGGGAGUGGGCUAUUGAUCGGAUGGGGUACAAGGACCGUCCUAAGGAUCCUCUAGCAGUUGGGGAUCGGCCUUAUAACCCUCAUAAUGAAGUGAAUAUCACGAAGGAAGAUGGGAAAAUCAUUUGGAAGGAUAUCGGGAACCACUUGAGGGAGAGUAUUGAGAGGUGGACGAGGGAGACUGGCCUGAUUGACGGCACAAUGAUAGGAAAUUUCGAGUGUUUUAGAAUUGCUCUCGAGAGCGUAUUUCUUGGUAUCGUUAUAUGCGAUUUGUACAUUACGUCUGUUGCUCAUACACGUAUGCUUUCGAGUCACUCCUCGAUGAUCACGCGUAAGGCUAGUAAUCCCCACUUUAUUUGCUGGUAA